Messenger RNA from Olea europaea var. sylvestris, 1649 nucleotides. Its product is annotated as GTPase HflX. Gene Ontology annotation, cellular component: cytoplasm. Lineage: Eukaryota; Viridiplantae; Streptophyta; Magnoliopsida; Lamiales; Oleaceae. Bases 84 to 1634 code for a protein of 516 amino acids. The transcript is spliced from 12 exons. Gene Ontology annotation, molecular function: ribosome binding; GTP binding. The record is from RefSeq and is a predicted model, not a curated record.
UAUUGUAUUUAUCGUGUAAUAACUAUAAAUACGCAAAUCAAUUGAGCUCUCCACACCACAGCAACCAAAAUAAUUGAUUACCAAUGAGCUCAUGUUCAUGCUUUUCCACAAUCCUCAAAUCCCCGAUUCUGAUCCGUGAACCAAAUUUCAUUCCCCGAUGGAAUUCGAAAGUUUUCACUCUAAAACGCCAUAGCCAAAAUUUCAGUUCAUGUAUAUGUUAUACCAGGGUUCUUCAUCAGGAUCAAAUUGAAGUUUUGAACCCCGAUGACACCGUUGAGGAGCAAAACGCAGCCUUUGAGGGCCAUGAAAUUGCAAGUGGUAGGUUAAAAGAGGAGGAAGCUUUUAAAGAAGAAACUCGAAAUCAAAAUUCAUCGGAAAAGAAGCGAAAUGUAGGGGAAAAAGAUAGUGAUAGCCGGUUCAAAUUGUGCAACGGAAGAGAGGUUUUUGAAGAGAAAGCAUACAUCGUUGGGGUUGCGAGAAAAGGUGAUAGUGAUGAUUCAUUUGGUAUAGAGGAAUCACUCAGUGAAUUAGCACAGCUCACUGACACUGCUGGACUGCUAGUUGUUGGUUCUACUUAUCAAAAACUUGCAACUGCAAAUCCAAGGACAUACAUAGGAUCAGGCAAGGUUGCAGAAAUUAAGAGUGCAAUUCAUGCAUUUGAUGCUGAGACUGUAAUUUUUGAUGAUGAACUAUCACCCGGGCAAUUGCGUAAUUUGGAAAAGGCUUUUGGUGGAGAUGUUAGGGUGUGUGACCGCACAGCCCUCAUCCUUGAUAUUUUCAACCAGCGAGCUGCCACCCGUGAAGCUGCUUUACAGGUCUCCUUGGCGCAAAUGGAAUAUCAGUUGCCACGGUUAACAAGGAUGUGGACCCAUCUUGAGCGUCAGGCUGGAGGCCAAGUAAAGGGUAUGGGUGAGAAACAAAUUGAAGUGGACAAGCGUAUCUUGCGCACUCAAAUUGGAGCUCUUAAGAAAGAGAUAGAAUCAGUCCGAAAGCAUCGGAAACAGUACAGGAAUCGGCGCACCGCAGUACCUGUUCCUGUUGUAUCUUUGGUUGGAUAUACAAAUGCUGGAAAGAGUACACUUCUAAAUCGGUUGACUGGGGCUGAUGUUCUUGCAGAGGAUAAGUUAUUUGCAACACUUGAUCCUACUACAAGAAGGGUACAGAUGAAGAACGGGAAGGAGUUUCUUCUUUCGGACACUGUGGGGUUCAUUCAAAAGUUACCAACGACACUGGUUGCUGCCUUUAGGGCAACUUUGGAAGAAAUCUCUGAGUCAUCACUUUUGGUGCAUGUGGUGGAUAUUAGCCAUCCACUGGCAGAACAACAGAUAGAGGCUGUGGACAAAGUUCUUUCAGAACUUGAAGCGUCAUCAAUCCCAAUGUUAAUGGUUUGGAACAAGGUUGAUAAAGCCAAUGACCCGGAAAAAAUCAUAAUGGAGGCUAAAAGAAAUGAUGUUGUAUGCAUAUCUGCUUUGACUGGUGAAGGCUUAGAAGAAUUCUGCAAUGCAGUUCAGGAGAGACUAAAGGAUAUGAUGGUGUGGGUGGAAGCUCUAAUUCCAUUUGACAAGGGGGAACUUCUCAGCACCAUCCAUCGUGUUGGAAUGGUUGAGAAAACUGUAAGCACUCGUUUCUCUUAAUAAAUUAUUACACAU